AUGUCGGAUCUGAAUCAAACGCCAUCUGAAGAGACUGUUUUAUUGGCAAGGGGCUACAAAUUUCUAAAAAAAUUGGGUGAGGGUGCUUAUGCGAAGGUAUAUCUAGCGGAGUAUAAACCGGAAUCAGAACCUGAAAAGAACAGUACUUUAGCGUGUAAGGUUAUAGACACCGGGGAAGCACCAAAGGAUUUUGUCCGAAAAUUUUUGCCUCGCGAACUGGAUAUUCUGAUAAAAUUAAACCAUCCUCAUGUCGUACAUGUGCACAGUAUAUUCCAAAGGCGAGCAAAAUACUUUAUAUUUAUGCGCUACGCUGAAAAUGGCGAUCUGUUGGAGUUCAUCUUGAAAAAUGGAGCAGCUGCUGAGGGUCAAGCACGCGUAUGGUUUCGACAGCUUGCACUUGGUCUUCAAUACCUACACGAAAUGGAGAUCGCUCAUCGGGAUAUGAAAUGUGAAAAUGUUCUUCUGACGUCAAAUUUAAACGUGAAGCUAGCAGAUUUCGGAUUCGCUCGUUACGUAGUGGACAAUAGAGGUAAACGUGUCUUAAGCGAUACCUACUGCGGUUCCCUGUCCUAUGCUGCUCCAGAAAUCCUUCGUGCUUCUCCGUACAACCCCAAGAUCGCUGAUGUCUGGUCCCUUGGUUCGAUGCCCUUUGACGACACUGACAUCAAGCGUCUAUACGAACAGCAAACCAGUCGCAAGUGGAGAUUCCGUACUAAAAUUGCUGAUACCUUGAGUGACCAAGUGAAGAGGUUAGUGACUCGUCUUCUGGAGCCUGAUGUCUCUAAACGGUGGAGGCUGGAACAAAUAAUCAGUGGCGAAUGGAUCUCCAUGGAUCCUCGUCUUCUAGUUCUUACUCCUGCAGAGCAAACUGCUCUGAAUAAUGCUGUAUUAGAAAGGAAGAAAUAUGAAGAAAAAUUCUCAGCGAAAGACCCUAAGCUGUUCAAGGUGGAGGAGAAGAAGAAGGUAGGUGUGGAAACAGGCAGAUCUAAACCCACAGAAGAAGUCACAGUCAUCAAGAAAGCUGCUAGAGUAGCUAUGUCUUCAGUUGCAGCUGGAUCCAUUUUUAAGAAUUAA
Molecule: messenger RNA, 1074 nt
Organism: Habropoda laboriosa
Lineage: Eukaryota; Metazoa; Arthropoda; Insecta; Hymenoptera; Apidae
Product: testis-specific serine/threonine-protein kinase 1-like
Biological process (GO): microtubule cytoskeleton organization; intracellular signal transduction; protein phosphorylation
Cellular component (GO): cytoplasm
Molecular function (GO): tau-protein kinase activity; ATP binding; protein serine/threonine kinase activity
Source: RefSeq, a predicted model, not a curated record